This is a messenger RNA of Phanerochaete carnosa HHB-10118-sp, 487 nucleotides long. RefSeq lists its product as uncharacterized. The coding region runs from base 6 to 320 and encodes 104 amino acids. The transcript is spliced from 2 exons. The record is from RefSeq and is a predicted model, not a curated record. Lineage: Eukaryota; Fungi; Basidiomycota; Agaricomycetes; Polyporales; Phanerochaetaceae.
CUUCGAUGUCUCUCGCCGUCAGCUCAGAGUCCCAUAGCUAUACUGCCGAGAGGAUAACCCUCGUUUCCUCGAAGCCCUUUGACAAAGUCAUUGAAUCCCUGGACGAGGAGACGAACAGGGCCGGACCUCACGUGGAGGAGAUCCUGGGCAGUGCCAAGAGCAAGGAGGAGAUCGAGCGGGGUAUGAGCGCACUCACCGACUCUGACAAAAGAAGUUUCGUGUUCUUCUCUGAACAGUUCCACUCCAAAUGGCUCGGCAACUACUACGGGCAGAAGUUCGAUGACUUCGUGCUCUACACGCUCGGAAACCCAAGGACAUGAUGGUGCGCGACUCCACGACGGCCCUGGGCUGUCCAGCGCGCGUGCUCGUGCAAGCCACAAAAGAAGGCGGAACCAAGAUCCAGUAUGACCGACCAAGCUCGUGGUUCACUGAAAAUCCGGGCCCGGAGCUGAACGCAGCGCUGGAGAGUCUGAGUGGGAAAAUCGAG